This is a messenger RNA of Theileria annulata, 1812 nucleotides long. RefSeq names its product U4/U6-associated splicing factor, putative. The record is from RefSeq and is a predicted model, not a curated record. Gene Ontology annotation, cellular component: U4/U6 x U5 tri-snRNP complex. Bases 1 to 1812 code for a protein of 603 amino acids. The transcript has 8 exons. NCBI's taxonomy places the organism in Eukaryota, Apicomplexa, Aconoidasida, Piroplasmida, Theileriidae. Gene Ontology annotation, biological process: mRNA splicing, via spliceosome.
AUGGGUAAGUAUUCCGAUACCAGAUCGUCAGAUUCCAGGAGUAGAAGAGAUCAAAAGGUAUUUUUAUCAAUAAAUAUCCCAUUUCAGGAUAAUGAAAAGAGUUAUUCGAAGACUCAAUCUUCAGAGAGUAAAAUCCCUUCUACUCCAUCAAUUCCAGCCUCUAAAGUCGCAAUGAACGUUAUGGUUGCAAAGGAUGCACUGGAAAAGGCUAGGAAAGCAGAACUGGUCCAGAAACAAAUCCAAGAACAUCUGCAAAAGAUUAAUUUUACGAAGAAAUUAAUCCCAGCACCAAGUAGUCUGGGAGUAAAGAAUUUAAUGUUUGAUAGCUUUGGAAGAGUUUUAGACCAGUCAGGAAACUUAGUCAAGACAGCACCUGUGAUACACUCAACACUUAAGGUUAAUAGGAAUUUGGUAGUAGAAAAACAAAAAAGAGAAUUGCAGAUAGAAAAAUCAGAAAAGUUGGCAAAAAGAAUACAACAAACCAAUUAUACAGACCCGUCACUUAAUAAUUUAAAGAGAAAGAAGAGGAAGUUAUUAAAAUUCGUGGAACCAGGAACAUAUAUUAAGCAGGAACGCCAACUUUUGAGGCAAAUGGAAGAUAAAGCACUUGGAAUAAAUAAAAGUAGACUCAUAAUACAGAAGAAAAAGUUACUGGACCAGCAAAAUCAAAGACUGAGUGCUUUGUAUAACUUGCAAAAGUCGAAAGAUGAUCAGGAGAAGGAAGAAGAUGAACAAAACGAACCAGAUGGAGCAGUUGAGACAAAAGAACUAAAUCACACUGGUGCCAAUGAAGUGAAUUUUCAGGACUUGAAUCCAAAUUUAAUACCUCUGAGAACGAACAAGCUUGAAAACAAGGACUCAUGGGUACUUUAUUUUAAAAGUGAUGAUGAUGAACCUUUCCUAGAGUGGUGGGACAGGGGAGUAAUUAUAUUAAAGAACGGAGAGGAUCCCUUCAGGUUACAAAACCUUAAAAAACAUCAGUACAUUACAAACAUUAAUUUAAACGAAUUGCAAAUUAAUGAGGAUCGCUUCAAUAACUACAUUGAACACCCUGUUAAACUUGAUGGGAAACGUAAAAAGGGAGUAAAUGUUCCACUGACUCAGCUAACUAAAAAGGAACGGAGAAAAGCAAGGACUCGCCGUAGGCAGGAAAGACAGACUACAAUUAGGAAUAAUAUUUUAAUCGGACUCAUACCUCCUCCACCUCCAAAGCUUAAAAUGUCAAACCUGAUGGACGUACUCAAAAACCAAACAGCAGCAGACCCUUCCAAAGUAGAACAAAUGGUGAAACAGCAAAUGGAAGAGCGUCUGAGAGCUCACGAGAAAAGAAACGAAGACAGAAAAUUAACAAAGGAGCAGAGGUCUAAGAAAAACGCACAAAAAUGGCAGAUUAAGAAAAAUGCUGAGGCUGAAGCAGCUCUUUUUACCAUAAACUCACUGUCUAACCCAAAACUCCUAAAGAAAAUCGAUACCAAUGCACAGCAGUUUCACCUCAGUGGCACCUGCAUAAUCAUGAACAAUGGGCCAGCAUUCUUAGUAAUUGAAGGAAGUAAGUUGAGCAUUCGGAGGUACACUAAGCUCCUUUUGAGGAGAAUUAAGUGGAGUGAAUAUCCAUUGGAGGACGAUAUCGACGCUAGUCAGAAUACUUGUAAACAGGUAUGGGUUGGGAACGUGAAGAAGAGGAGCUUUCCUCACUGGACUGUAAACUAUGUCGACUGUGACGAGCAAAUUGAGGAUAUUCUGAAGCCUCACAAGGCGCUCCACUACUUUGAAAUGGUUCAAAAGUAUCGCGACCCCUUGGAAGAUAUUUAA